This is a messenger RNA of Lineus longissimus, 6266 nucleotides long. RefSeq lists its product as uncharacterized. The coding region runs from base 1837 to 5451 and encodes 1204 amino acids. Lineage: Eukaryota; Metazoa; Nemertea; Pilidiophora; Heteronemertea; Lineidae. The transcript is spliced from 9 exons. The record is from RefSeq and is a predicted model, not a curated record.
UACAAAGGUGGCGCAUCGUUCGUUAUUGAUUUUGUUGAUCCAUCAUGGCGACUGCCAUCAUCUGGCUCAACGAGUGAACCGAUUUUGCUUCCUGACUAAGUCACUGCUGCUGUUUUUCCACAUCUCUACUGCAUAAAAGUGGAUUAAGAACAUUACUCAGUCUACGGUGCUAUGAAGCACUAGAAAGUUUCCUUUUUGACUGACUCCUUGGUUGAAACUGGAUGACCGUAUUCGAAUUCGACGAAUGCGUGUAUAUUUGCAUGUAUUCGAUUAUCAAUAUCAAUGACAUUGUCAUUGGAGAUUGAUCAUUCUCAUUCUGCUGAUUAGUGAUUGAUUGUCAUACACAUGAUACUAGUAUGUCUCUUUGGUCUACAUGUGGCUGUCGGUGUCUGGUCACUAUGAGAAAUGUGUACAUUGCGUGUACGAAGCAUAAAACCCAACUCUUGUCGUUCAUUGGGUUUGUGCUCGACAGCAAUGUAAAUGUUCCAGCAUGUUUUUUAUUAGUCUAAAGAGGUCAUUUUUACAGUCAUACAUGUCUUGUUGUAUGAUUUGUAGAAGUUGGUCUGCAGCACCAUCAGUGGCAACUAAUUUCGUGACCUUGCUAGAAAACUAGUGACUUUAUGUUGACUAUCAAGGAAAGCAGAUAAAUAUUUCAUGUUUUAAUGACGACUGAGGUGGUAUUCAUGUAUUUCGAUUCGAUGUCAAUCAUGUAGAUAAAGGCUUGGCUGGUAAUGUAAUUGUUCACUGAACAGAAGGUCCUUGGCCUGUUUUUUAGGCCUGGCAACAGGAAUUUGAAUGUAACUACAUGCAUGACAAUCAGCUGACUUGCUGAAUAGUUAUGAAACUUGAAGCAUGUAUACCGGUAACGUUUUUUUGUACUUUAGGCACUCAUACAAAGAGAAUCUUGUCUUUUAGAAAUGAAGAUAUGCUCACUUUUUAGAGCAUCUAAAUACCAGUACCAGUAGAUUUCUCAAGCCGCUCAGACCAUAAGUGAUUUACAAUUGGAUUUGAAAUAAUGAUAAAUGUUAAAAGGGCCAAUUUUGUUAGCUCUGCAAUCAAAAUAAAAUUUGGUGUAAAAUUGGGAUUUGACUGCAACAGUCAUGACAGUCUGUAGAACUGUCAGUGUCACAGUGAACCUUUGACUUGUUGCUGCCUGUCCUUCCUACAUUCACGACAUAUGAAUAAUGCUACUGUAACUGUACUCGAGUGAUUGUCCUAUUUUCUUGCCUUGCCCUGCCAAAAUCAACUUUAUCUUUGAAUUGAGUGUACAACUCACACUAUUGACUUUUUUUUUUUAAUUGUGUUUUUCCAUUCUCCAGACAUGUGCAGGUAAGUGAAUGGUAAUGAAUUAUACCCGCAGGCAUCCAUGUACUACAUGUACUAAAGAGCCAUUGGUUAUUUUUUUAAUUGUUUUGAAAAAAAAAUUAGGCCUAAAAAAGUAUCCAAAAAAUGAAGAUUUCACCAUAUGGUCACAUGUUGGUAUAAUGGGUGCUGGAUGACUAUUUUUGAGAUGAGCUGUCACGCUAAGUCUAAUGAAAGGUGUUUUUACAUAGGCGUAUCAGUGUUUUUGUAAUAUACAUGUAUAAUAAAAUAUUUUUCUAGACACAAUCAGUAAAAGCUUCUCUGCUCCUUUUUUUCCUUCAGAACAUGGCAUUGACGAGGAAUGUUUUCAUCUCUUGGACGAGGAUACUUUGAAGGAGUUAAUUCCAAGGAUUGGAACACGACUUCGAUUCAAACAGAAGCUGUCAUUGAACAGGAAUGCUGUAUCGGUAAGAUGUGAGAUUCAUCUUAAUUCUGCAAGAGUUUAAAGGAAAGGUCAAGGAUAAUUCAGUAGUAAUGGAGCAGUCCAGGCAGUUCAUGUGUUUUGUUUGUUCCAAAAACAUUAAAGGGGACUUCCACUCCUUGUUCUUUCAUUUGAGGACCAUUCAUGCAAUAACCUAUGCUGGAAAUUAUUUUGUUUGUGCACAGAAUGGAUGCCAACGGACCUUUCAGUCUGUUUGGCCUUACAAAAGGCAUUUGAUAAAACAUGUUCUUGAACAAGACAGCAACAAUGAUACAUUUAUAAAUGAUGUGCCCGGAGAGGUGUUUGAUUAUAAUAGUGAAAAUGAAGACAUGAUGCAUUCUGGAGAUGAUGUUGAAAUUGAUGGUGUAAAUGAUUUUACAGGACAAAGUCGUCAUGCUGAGCUUGAUGUUAUGUCAAUAGCUUCAUCGUUCAUUAGUAAACUGAAGGCCAAGGCAAACCUGCCUCUCUCUACGUUGAACACUGUCAUUGAAUGCACUUCCGAAAUGUUUUCUGAAAUUAUUGAAGCAUUGAAAGAGAAAACGAAGAAGGUAGUGGAAGACCUCGGGAAUGGGAUGAGGAAUGAUGAUGAUUUGGCAGACCUAAUGAAUGAUUUUGAAGAGAGUCGGAGACCUUUUACCGGUUUAGAAACUGGAUGGCUUCAAAACAAAUAUUUUUUAAACCUCGGCACUUUCAUUCCUCCAGUUUCUGUUCCGCUUGGAGUUGCCUUUAAUCCCCAGCCAGACCCUCAUUCUGGUGUUGUCCUCCAACGCCAAAAGCGUGACACAUUUGAGUAUGUGCCUAUCAGAGACCUGUUGCUAGAAGUCCUUGAUGCUGAUUUGCUGGAUGCUAUCCGACAGUACAAGACCAGGGAACAUGAGCCUGGGAUUCUUGAAGAUUUUAAAGAUGGCAGUUACUACAAAUCCAACCCAGCCCUGUGCGAUCCUGAGACCAUAAAUAUUUUACUGUAUUUUGAUGAGUUAAAAACUACAAACCCUUUUUCUCCCAAAGCUGGCACCCAUAAACUGGGUUUGUUCUACUUCACUCUGAAAGAUGUUCACUCAGUACACCAGUCCAGUUUAAAGAAUAUGUUCUUGCUUGCUGUUGCCCUCUCAAAAGACAUAAAGCAUUAUGGUUUUAAUGCAAUAUUGAAUCCAAUUGUAGAUGAUCUGAAAGUGCUAGAAUCUGAGGGUUUGUUGUGUGAUGAUGGAACAAAAGUGCGUGUGGUUUUAGGCCAGACAACAGGUGAUAACUUGGGGCUGCAUGGCAUGCUAGGUUUUGCUGAGGGAUUUACAGCUAACUUUCCUUGCCGCAGAUGUUCGAUGCCGAGAGAUGAUGCUCACACUGCAACUGCUGAAGACGACUCCCUGAUUAGGACAGUUGAGACAUAUGAUAGAGACAUAGCCGUUGAUGAUGUUAGUAGAACCGGAGUAAAGAGGAUGUGUCCGCUGAAUGACUUAGUAGGAUAUCAUGUCACUGAUAACCAUGUCUUUGACAUUAUGCAUGACAUUCUUGAGGGGGUUGGCCUAAUAGAGGUAAAACUGGUCUUGAAGGCGAUCAUCACUGAAGGUGUGCUCACUCUCGAUGUGAUCAACGACCGAAUAGUGUCAUUUGAUUAUGGAUUUCCUGAGUCGUCAAACAAACCCUCUGUGAUAACUGAGCAAAGCCUGAAUCGUUCAACUUCUGCAACUGGUCAAAAAGCAGAGCAGGCCUAUUUUCUAAUCAGGCAUCUCCUGAUUCUCAUUGGCGACCUUGUUCCUGAAGAUACAUGUAAUGAUCACCUGCAAGUCAUACGUCUCCUGCUUUCCUGCAUGGACAUCAUCUUUGCCCCAAAAGUGACUGAAGAAGAGACCUACUACCUCCAGCGACUAAUUCAAGAACACCAUGACCAUUUCCUCACAACCUUCCCAGACAAUCACCUCCUUCCAAAGCACCAUCAUAUGUUACAUUACCCUGCAGUAAUCCGAGCCAUUGGACCUCUUAAACACUUUUCAUCAAUGCGAUUUGAGGGAAAACAUGCAUUCUUCAAGCAAGUUGCCCAAGUUACCUGCAACUUUAAAAAUAUUUGUAAAACCAUGGCCAGACGCCAUCAGAUGACGUUGUCUGAUGCCCUCAUGAGGAAGGAGCUUUUCGAGUUCAAGCCAUUGGAAAGUGGGAAGGGUUUGCUCCAGCCCCUGGAUCACUUUGAGCCCCAUCACAGUCUAAUAGCAGAGGCAAUUGGCUGUCCUGUUGACUCUGAAGUCUUUUCUGCUAAAUUCGCUAGGUACCAUGGCAUAGAGUACAGAGCCAACGAGAUGGUUUCUGUGGACUGUGAUAAGGAAUCAGGAAAUCCUCUCUAUGGAAAAAUAGAGCAGGAUGCAUCUCCACCAACCGAUAUGACUGGCACCAGCGAUGACACAGAAAAUGAUAACAUACACGUCCCAAUAGAAUCUAGCUCAACUUCAGUUCCCAGUGGCAGUAAAAUAUGUGCACAUCCAGUAUCAACUAAGUUUCAUGAUUUUAAGACUUUCCUAUGCAGCCAGAAUGGUGGUAGAUCUUUGUUAGCGGAUGUACAGAAGCUUGGGUUCGCCCCAACAGUGUUGAGGAAAAGACUUGUGAAAAUAGCAACUGGUUUUUUAUUUGAAAAAUGCGGAAAAUUUCCCAAAACAGAGGACAAGGAGGAACUUGCCAUUGCGAUUAUCACAGUCAUACCGUGUCUGAGGAAUCCGAAGGGACAGGGCUUUGAAGCAUUUUACCAAAGGGCUCGAGGUGGUCGACCUGCAAAGGGCUUUAUCAAUGACCGUAUAUACAAUGUUCACAAAGAGGAGGCAAAACUGAAGAUGGUUAAGAAAAGGGUCCAAUUACCUGAAACAGUCCCUGCUGAAGAGGUGUUGUCUGUUGCAGAAUGCCAGAUUCUACCCGAAAAAGAGUAUAAGGAAAUGACAGCAUGGCUGAAACACAACAUUGAACCGGCAUCCAAAGUUUCGGACCUGAUGGCUAAAACCGCAACAAAUCGUCACCGUGAGAUCUGUGAGAACAAAGAGUUGAAAGCGAAGGAUAUUUUGGCAUCAUUUCCAAGGCUUUUGGAGAGAGGAAUGAUUGAGCAGGAUUUUAAUGUUUUGUUCCAAACUGGCGACCAACUGGUUAAGAAGUGGGAUGGCAACUUUGUCAAGAAAGUACUUCAGUACGUCACAUGUGUCAAACCAGAUUGGCGAAAUAUUGUGCCUGUAAAAACAGUCUUAAAUGAAGAUGAAGAAAGUGUAGUGGCACUCCAGGUCCUGCCACUGAUACUUCCUCCACGUCCCACAAAAGAUGGGAAGAAGAUGCAUCGCCCUUUCUAUUUGGAGUCAUCUUUAUCUUUUCUGCAGUUCAAACAGGUCACGACGAAUAUACCAGCCUUUCUACGGUCACUGCCCGCAGGCAUUGUACAACCGUUUGUGCUGGCACUAGGGGAGAGGACCGCACCGACACAGGCUUUUGUCAUUGUUGAGAGGAAUGCAAUUGAGCAGACAACCCUUCUUAAAGCAGUUGACUGCUGCUUCAAACUUUUUUAUGUUCUUGAUGUUCAGUUUCCAGCACCGUGCCAGAUUGUUUGGGAGUUCAUACAGGACAUUCUCUAUGGGGUUGGAGCUAGGAAGGGACAAGAGAUUAGCAAAAAUGUUGCUAUUCUGAGGCGAUAUUUUGAUCAGUAAACUAGAAUAUGCUUUAAUAUUAUGAUAAAAAUUUUAUAUAAUUAUAAAUUUUUUAAAAAGUAGAAAUUUUGAUCAGGAGGGGGCGCAAUGUGCCUUAGAAUAUUUUUCGUCAAUUCAAAUUCCCGCCCAAUAACGUCAUCUAUCGACGAGGUUUACUAUUCGCCAGGUAUCAAAAUGGCGGCUGCAGAUCAAUGCUUUCGGUGUUGAUGUGGUAAGUAAAAUAUACCAAUAUACCAAUAUCCAGCUGUAUAUAUUCGAUGUUCAUGACCAUCGGGUGCAUAUGUUUUUAUCAAAACGUCGAGUAGUGAGGGAUCUUUUCAAAUUUAAUUGUUAUUGUUUAACAAAGCAAAGAAUCUGUGAUCCUUGAUUGUGUUAAUAUGAAAUGAUAGAAUAAUUUUGUAUGUAAUGAUUGUAAAUUGUAAAUUAUAAUGGAAACUUGUCGUGCUCCCAAGGAAGAGAUAAAUACACUCGUAAUGGUGGCAAAUCUUUUCAUAUAACAAAUUUGUGUAAAGUAAGACUUGUAAAUAGAUACAUUUGACAGAGGUUGCUCAGUUUGCAAUACAACAUGCAAUUGGUAAUGAUGAGUCCUGCUUUUUAGAAAUACCAGUUCAUGUUCAUGUUUAUAAGAAUCUUUUUCUGUACAAAGAGAGAAUUGUAUGGAUAGGGGUAGGGCAAUCUCGCUAUUUUUGUGCGACUCCUGUGCAGUCUGGGAGCAAGCUGGUAUUUAAUCAAUUUGCUGUAUCAUAAUCAAAAUAAUUUAUUCAAUAACAUUUUCUGCUGUUUUUUUACGAAUAAAUUUGUUAAUUAUGCAAAAA